AUGGCGGAGUCUGAUCCUCAAAUCCAACGGCGUUCCCCGUCCCAAGCUUCUUCGGCAUCAAACAGAAGUUUCAGGAGCCAAAGAACAAGAACACUUCGUGCGAGGUCUAAGAAGCGACAUUCGGUUUCUUCCAAUGCCACGACUGAUCUCACGUCAUUUCCAUCCCUUUCCCCGCUUGACGGCUCCCCCACCUUGAAACGGGGAUUGGAAACCACGCUGCGGGCAGAGCACGAGGGAAAAGAUGCGACAAAUGGCACUGGACGUGGGCGUAAAGCCACUUUGGCAACCCUAACAUCUGGUGUCUCUCAUACUUCUGGUCGGGCUGCUCUCUUCGAUGAUUCCGUUCCCAUGCGCGAUAUUCCAGGGGCCUUACACCUGGCGGAUGACACGCAUAUCGAGCGUCUGAUUGCCAGCACUGGGUCUCUGAAGAUUGUGAGACAAUUCGCGCGCGACCUGGCUCAACGCGAUGCGGAGAUCUCAGUCCUGCGGCAGCGCGCUGAUGCCAGGGAGCGAGAAUUGAAGAGGAUGCUUCGAGAGGUGUCAAUCUCCAAUCAGGAUAUCGAACGCCGUCUUUAUCAGCUAGAAAACCCGCCGGAUGACGCUACCUCGGAUGCAGAUAGGGAAAGCUGUCACAGUGGGGAUCGAGCUUCUCAAAAGUCUUCAGGGGGUCUCAAUGGUCUCAUGUCUCAGGCGAUGUCAGAUGAAGUAGGGUCGCAUGCUGAAGGAGAGCUAGAGUCGGAUCAACAAGCUACUAUUCGCGCGAAUCGGAUCGAACAAGAAGCCAGGUUAAACGGAACCCUCAGCCAUAAGCGAACGGGCUCUCUACGCGGUUGGGGGGAUUUCUUCUUUGGUUCAACCAACGCUAGUCGAAAGACCAGUCGUGCUAGCAGUGUGAUAAGCGACAUGCGAGAAAUCGACGAGGAAGAUACUGAGCGCAUUCGUGUGCCUAGUAACCCUGCAAGUAAACGCAAGGCUAUUGAUGACCAUCUUUUUCACCCUCCGGGUGGCCAAUUAGCAGCCGACGUAUUAGGGAAACGCCUUGCUAGUGUUUCGACAAACGGCGAUAAUGCAAGCAUUCAUUCGCGCAAAUCCUCCCGGUCUCUGGGCUCUUGGACUGCUAAGCUAUUUGCCGGCACACAAAAGGACAACAGCGAUUCCGAAACCACUCGCAGCAAAACGCCACAAAAUCAGGACAGAAGGGCAGCAUCCGGUGCCUCGAUGAAUUCAAUGUCAGCGGUGGCCGCUUUGAAAAGAAUCAGUAGUAAUGCGAGUAUGCCUUCGGUCCGAUCUGCCAGUGGGACAAGUGGGACAGUGAAAAUCAACCGUCCAGCUGCUCGAAGAACUACCGCGGUAAAUUUAUCACAGGCUUCAACCCCCGAUAAUGCAGAGCGAAGCUCGACCAAUCUUGGCCCCGUCGAGAUGGAUGCCAUUUUGCCCAUGGAGUCUCGACCACCUACCCUUUCACCUAUAUACAACAACACCCAGUACAGCGAAUUCCUUACCGAUCGCUUUGGUUUCAUCUACGAUCAACGUCGCAAGAAGCGCCAGAGGGAGGCUAUUGUAGUGAAGGGCCAUAAAUCCCGGAUGAGCAUUGCUGAGACACUUGGAAACCUUCGCAGUGACUCGGAUCCUGAAGAAAAUAUUCCGGACCAUGCCACCCCGGAAUUGACCAGCGUCUCUCAAUCUCCUAUUGCCUCACCUGAUGAGGCCGAAGGUGGAGUUCGCCGCUGGCAGGAUUAUCUGAGGCUCCCAUCUCGCCCGACGGAACUUCUUUCUCAUACUCCUUCGGCUGCCCCAAUCGUUUCUCUGACCAAUGCCUCGGAAAGUCGCCCACACAGCUCCUCUGUCUCGGUGGAUAAAGAUGGGACGUUAUCUGUCAGCCCUAGUGUACAGCCAUCGCCUUCCACAUCAACAGUCACGGCGGAUCAUCCUGAGUUUGCUUCUACAGCUUCAGAGGAUUCUGCUACAAAAUCGACAAUCAAACUUAAUGCUGCUGAAACCGAGCCAGUGAGAUUGCUUUUAGACCAACUUACCGAGCUUCAUGAUACGCUGCAACGGGAUCGUACCGUCAGAUGGAACGAUUUCUUCCGCAAAGUUCGUGCGGAGCGUAGAAAGGAAGGUGAAGCGGCUGCGGCAAUCUCAGACCGAUCCUCCACUGCAGUUGAUACACCGGAAGCAACUCUCGCUGACGGGGAGCUUGUUGGUAUUUCUGGACUGGGAAACAAGGGCAAGGUCGGGCGCGCGAAAUGGCGCGAAUUCCGAACUCUUGUUCUCGGUGGUAUUCCAGUACCUCUCCGUGCUAAAGUUUGGUCGGAAUGUAGCGGUGCAUCUGCAAUGCGCAUCCCCGGGUAUUAUGAUGAACUUGUGCGAGGAGUCGGUGGAACAGAUCCCGACCCUUCCAUUGUCGCUCAGAUCGAUAUGGAUAUUCAUCGCACCCUGACUGAUAAUGUGUUUUUCCGCAGAGGGCCCGGUGUUAGUAAGCUCAAAGAGGUUCUUUUGGCAUAUUCACGCCGCAAUUCCGAGGUCGGAUACUGCCAGGGCAUGAAUCUUAUCGCCGCAUCUCUCCUCCUCAUUAUGCCUACGGCCGAAGAUGCAUUUUGGAUUUUGACUUCUAUGAUCGAGAUUAUCUUGCCUCAGCAUUACUAUGAUCAUGGUCUUUUGGCUUCUCGAGCCGAUCAAGUGGUGUUGCGACAAUACAUCUCAGACCUCUUACCCAAGUUAUCGGCCCAUCUAGAAGAGCUGGGGAUUGAACUGGAAGCGCUUACGUUCCAGUGGUUUCUGUCCGUCUUUACAGACUGCCUUUCUGCAGAGGCUUUGUAUCGAGUGUGGGAUGUAGUGUUGUGUCUCAAUGUCACCAGCGUCAUCAAUGACAGUUCCAAAGAAGGCAGCGACAAGCCCCCAUUAACACCCGAAGACCUCUCCGUCUCCGGCAGUGGAGGCGGGAGCACAUUCCUGUUCCAAGUCGCGUUGGCACUUCUCAAGCUUAACGAACCUCAGCUACUUACCACGUGCUCGACUCCCGCGGCUCUAUACACGUACAUCAACCACCAGAUGACAAAUCAUGCUAUCAGUAUCGACGGGUUGAUCCAAGCCAGCGAGGCACUACGGAACGUGGUACGCCGUGAAGACGUCGUUUCGCGCCGGGCAGUAGCUCUUCGAGAAAUGCGUGAGUUUAACGGAGGCUACUAA
Molecule: messenger RNA, 3189 nt
Organism: Penicillium taxi
Lineage: Eukaryota; Fungi; Ascomycota; Eurotiomycetes; Eurotiales; Aspergillaceae
Product: TBC domain-containing protein
Exons: 1
Coding region: 1-3189 (1062 amino acids)
Source: RefSeq, a predicted model, not a curated record